GGAAGGAACAGGGAGCUGCUCACUCACCACAGCUGCUGACUGGGUGUUCAAGUGUGUGAUCGCGAGUGCUUCUUGAAGCCGUCGUGUGAAUAGAAGGGGACUUUUUUGUUGUUGUUUUUAAACAAAUUUUUUUUAUUUUUUUUUUAUUUCUUUCCAAAGUGCAACAUCAGCCUUCUCAGCAAGAGCAGAACUUGUCUGAAGCCCUUCCUGGGAUUUUGAAGAGGACCCAGGACAGAGAGCGUGCUGCCAGCAACUGCCUGGCUGCCCGGCAUCGCCACAAUGAGUGAGAGCCGAAGGGAAGCGCUGGCGGCAGCGGCCCCCGCACCCACCUCCGCCUUCUCCUCGACGGCCGGCUCCAACACAACGAGCAUGGCUGGACCAGGCACGGAUGAGAAAGAAGCCCUUUCCAAGCUGAAGAACAAGUUCAUGAAUGAGCUGAACAAAAUUCCAUUGCCGUCAUGGGCCGUUGUCUCGAUCGCCUUUGUGGCCAUCAUUUUGGUGUUGGCCUGCUGCUUCUGCAUCUGCAAAAAGUGGAUUUUCAAAAAGAAAAACAAAAAGAAGGGCAAAGAUAAGGGCAAAAAUGCCAUCAACAUGAAGGACGUCAUGGAUGGAACCAAAACCGAGGCCUUGAAGGAUGAGGAGGAUGCAGAAACAGGGCUGACUGAAACGCAGAAAGACCCCGAGCCAAAGGAGGACCAGAAACUGGGCAAAUUACAAUACUCGCUGGAUUACAAUUUCACAGAGAACACGCUCAUAGUCGGCAUCAUCCAGGCUGCAGAGCUGCCUGCUAUGGAUAUGGGAGGCACAUCCGACCCUUACGUGAAGGUCUACCUUCUGCCUGACAAGAAGAAGAAAUUUGAGACCAAGGUCCACAGGAAGACCCUCAACCCCGUCUUCAACGAGCAGUUCACUUUCAAGGUCCCUUACGUAGAGCUUGGUGGGAAAACACUGGUGAUGACAGUGUAUGACUUCGACCGCUUCUCCAAACAUGAUGCCAUCGGUGACAUCAAGGUGCCCAUGAACAAGGUGGACUUCAGCCACAUAACGGAGGAGUGGCGGGAUCUGCAGAGCGCUGAGAAGGAGGAGCAAGAGAAGCUGGGGGAUAUCUGCUUCUCCCUACGAUACGUUCCCACUGCAGGCAAGCUGACUGUGGUCAUUCUGGAGGCCAAAAACCUGAAGAAAAUGGACGUGGGUGGCUUGUCAGAUCCAUAUGCUAAGAUCCACCUCAUGCAGAAUGGCAAGAGGCUGAAGAAGAAGAAAACGACAAUCAAGAAGAACACCCUCAAUCCUUACUACAACGAAUCUUUUAGCUUUGAAGUCCCGUUUGAACAAAUCCAGAAAGUGCAAAUUGUUAUAACUGUUCUGGACUAUGACAAGAUCGGCAAGAACGAUGCCAUCGGCAAAGUCUUUGUGGGCCUGAACAGCUCGGGCACGGAGCUGCGCCACUGGUCCGACAUGCUGGCCAACCCCCGGAGACCCAUCGCCCAGUGGCACGUGCUGAAGCCCGAGGAGGAGGUGGACGCUCAGCUCGCCACCAAGAAAUAGGCAGGGCCCCUUUCAGCUCCUGCCUUGUAGUACUCUUUAGCCAGUAUACGUGUAAAUACCUCAGUGAUAAAUGGGUCCAUCUAUGUAACCCCACCCUUUACUACCACCUUUGAGCCUCCUGAUUUCACUCGGUAAUUGUUCAAACAUCUCGCGACAUCUUGCUUUUUUUUUCUAUCAGGGUCUUUGUGUUCCUUUCUGAUUCAGCAGUUGUUGGUUUCCAUCUCUGAGCCCUUCACCGCCACAACCAAAAGCCCCCUUCUUUUAAGCAAUAUGAUCUGUAUAGAUAGCGCAUGACUGAAAGAGUUUAUUGUACCACAGUUGUAUAUAUAAGUAUGCAGACAGAAAUGAUUUCUAGUUUAUGUGUUCGUACGUUGUUACCCGUUUCCUAAUCCGUGUAUAUCUUGAUGUUUUUAAUAAGAUGUUCUAUUUUAAAUUAUGUAAAUUCAGAUAUAGAGGAAAGCCAAUAUUAUAUAUCCCAGGAUUAAAAUAAUUCUACCUUAAUUACCUUAUUGCAUUCCAGAAAAAUGAUUCUGUCCAACCUGCCAGCGGGAGUCUGUUCAUAUCGUAAAGGACGUCUGGCUUUAAGUUCAGCAUCGUAGAAUAGAAGAGCAGAUGAAUAUAUUCACACUGAACUCCAAAAAUACAAGGCCAUUAACUGCUAUGGUUCUGUGAGGAAAAUUAUGCUGCUGGAAAUUAUACAAGCACAUGAUUUCUAACGUUUUGUACUUAUUUCUUAAUCGGAGGACCUGCAGUUUGAGUUUGGCUUGAAACAAUAAUUAAGUAUUUGUUUUCUUUCCAUAUUUGGUAGAAAAAUGUCUAUUAAUACUGGUUUUGUUUUCCGAAACAAACUUGAGUCAUGAUCCUUGAAAACAUUAACCCAACACGGAGGGGAAAAAAAGCACCAAGCUGUUAGCCAUCGUGCCCUUAAACUUGUCGGACAAUAUUUUGUUGAAGCAGCCUUGUCGUCGUCGGAAGUGUCGUGUUCAGGUUUCAUCUUUGAAAGAGUGAUUUAAAACGAGAAAAUUAAAAAAAAAUUAAAAAGCUGAAGCUCCAGUUUUAAGAGGACUAUUUUUUAAGAGGAGGGGAAAAAAAAUUAGCGUUUUAACUAUUUUUAGUAAAAUGCAUGAUUGUUUAUUUUUUAAGAUCCUAACGCUGACGGGCGAGAUGUUCCCCCACCAGAGGAAGCUCUUCUGAUAAAAAAUCUCCUCGCCUUCAAUCAGAAGAAGUAAGAUUACAAUUUUGGGUCAAUGUAACGUUGACGGAGCUGAGGUGAGUUUAACACUGCCAUUUUUAGGGAGGGGGCUUGUUUCGAGGCCCUCCCUUCAUGCACACUUCCACUCGUUAGUGGUUGUAGCUUUGGUUUAUUGGGAACAAUGUCUUUGGCUGCAGCGGUGCCCUGACUCGCAGUCUUUGCUUUGCGUUGCCUUCUUACAGUGACAAUAGAGCUAGCCAUGUUUUACUGCCAAUUUGAACUUUUAUGUGGCUGCUGUUUUUGCACUGGAUGUCUUUGAACUCACUUCUUUAGGAAACAUUUGUUUUUGUGUCAGGACACCUGCAGGAGGAGCCAGAGUUGAAACUCUACGGAACCCAGAAAGUGACAAGAGUUGAAAUAAAAAUAAAAAGGAAAAAUGAGGUUGGAGAAGUCUGUUCUCUCAGUUUAGUGAUGCACAUGCACAGAUUAGCAUUAACAUCAGUGUCUACAUGCAGCAGAUGUUGCUCUUUAAGUCAUUCCAACUGGAAAAAAAAACAUUUGUUUAUAUAAUUUUCAGAUUUUUUUUUUUUACUCCGUUUUGCACUUUUUUAGACGAUUCUCAUGCGCUCAUCUUACAAUCAGCUCCACAUAAACACAAGUGGGAAGUGAUUAAAGGUGAAGAUUUAUCAGCCGUUUGUUUGGAGGUGUUGAUAAAAGGGAAAUUCGACCUUUUCCCCCACAUUUAUGCAAGAGUCAUAAGCAAAUUAUGUCAACCAGCUGCUGUUCUGCCUCUGAGCCAUCAAGGGAGAGAGUGACAAGGCUGUGAUGGUUGAUACACAAAAGGCUAACAUUGCUGUGUGGUGAGGAUGUGAUGUAAUGACAGAAUGACAAACUGUUCUGUGGGAUUAGAAAUUAUAUAUAGUGCUCCACAUCUUUCGCUGCUGCGUUACACUCCACACCUGUUGUUUUAUGAUUUGGCUUUAUUACAAAAAAAAGGUUUACGUCCUUGUGGAGCAUGACCAGUUUGAAUGGUGAUCACAAACAGCCGGAGGAAACUUCAAGAUGGUUCAUUACGUUCAGAAUUGACAAGUAGCCAUCUUUUGUUGUGAUUUCCCAAAACAGUCAAGUAGGUCACCAAAUCUGAGCAUGGUCGUCUAAUCCGAGCUGACAGCUAAAACUAAAUUUACUAUUUUCUGAACUGGAGAGACUUGUUCAACUUUUUAUUUUACUUCUUGUUUUUGCUGGGUUCCGUACCUUUUCAGCCAUCAGCAUCGGCUUUGUUGCUGGCACACGAUUACAUCCAGCGAGCUAACCGUACAAGUUAAUGGUCUGCGUAGUCCAUUGUGUCCUUUACUAUGGGUCCAAUCAGGAGUGGGAUAAUCCAUUCAAAACCAUCACGUCUCUUAUCUUGGAGGAACCUCUUGCAUAUACUCGAUGCUUAUACUUCAGGAGGACUUUCUAAAUGUUUUCAAUGUUAGUGUGUAGUUGAUAGCACUAUUAUGAAAAAGCUACUUGUCAUUCCAUAGGAGUCUGAGGACUGCUUUGUGUAUCACUGUGACUGCCGUGUGUGCUUAGAGAUGUAGAGUUAUCAGUAGGUAGCGAGUUUGUUCUGUAGUGAUGUCGUAGCGUUUAAUGCCAUCCUCCCCCCCCCACCCCACACGCAACAAGAGAGAGGAAGAGUGCGCGUGCACGCCGUUGCUUGACGUCACGUGUUUUUUAUGGGAGCGGGUUGCUUCACACAGCAUUUUGUUGAGCACUGUGCAAUACUUGUAUGUUCAUCCCAUAGUGUUAGCGUGGGUGGCGUCGCCUGAGAAAAGACAACCCCCCCCAGAGGAUUCUCCUUUCCAGUGCAAUGGUUAGGACACAGCACACCUUAGACUCAUAGGUUGGAGCUUGUUCACCUCUGUUUAGGGUUCCCUUCCUUUUGAUUUCCUCCUCUUGCACACAGUUCCAGCAUCAGACGUUUCAGGGAGUCUUAGUUCAAAACCAAACAAAGAGAAAUAGCCCUUAAACAUGUAAAUAAUCACAUAAUGCCAGAACUGUAUAUCAAGAAUAAACAUAGUGACAUAAAUAUGAUAAAUCAGCCGCAAAUCUAUUUCAUCCACAUGUUAAAUCUCAUUAUGUUUUUGGUUUUGUUGAUUUAAAAGCCCUUUUAUAUUUGAGAUGAAAACUCUGAAUGUACAGUAUGAACUGUGUUGGUGUAGAUUUUCUUUAACCGUGAGAUUAUUAGAUGUACUUUGCACUUUUUGUUGUAAAAAAAAACAAACAAACGUACGUAUA
This is a messenger RNA of Nematolebias whitei (Rio pearlfish), 5017 nucleotides long. It is a transcript of the gene syt1a, whose product is annotated as synaptotagmin Ia. The transcript is spliced from 9 exons. NCBI's taxonomy places the organism in Eukaryota, Metazoa, Chordata, Actinopteri, Cyprinodontiformes, Rivulidae. The record is from RefSeq and is a predicted model, not a curated record. Gene Ontology annotation, biological process: regulation of dopamine secretion; regulation of calcium ion-dependent exocytosis; cellular response to calcium ion. The coding region runs from base 280 to 1545 and encodes 421 amino acids. Gene Ontology annotation, molecular function: syntaxin binding; calcium-dependent phospholipid binding; phosphatidylserine binding. Gene Ontology annotation, cellular component: dense core granule; synaptic vesicle membrane; axon.